UCUAAGCAGUUGCAACCCAAAAGGUAUUCCUCCGUCUGGCUGAUAUAUUCUUCUCCUUUAUACAAAUCCCGCAAGUCUCUUACUCUCUUUCUACUCAUUCUUGAAUGGUGGAAACACCUCUUUCUUUCAUGCAAGUUCUCCUUCCUCUCUCUCCGAGGGCAACUGCGCCUACGCCACACGCGUUGCCCUCCACUAACUCCUCCUCCUCCUUUGGUUCCUGCAAACAAGCCUGGUACUAUCGCUGCCUUGGCCUCGACCCCUAAACCCCCCGCACCUCCGACACUCCCUCUCCCUCUAGGAAAAACCAACGUAUGUAUGUAGUUUAGUUCCACUUGUGUCUUUGAAACCGGGGAAAUUUAGAAUCCAAAUAGAGAAGAAAAAGAGAGACGAAUAAAAAAAAAAAAAAACUGAAAAGAGAUCAUGAAGAAGAACGUCGUCUCGGAGAAGACGGUGUUGCAGAAGCCCAGGAAGGUUAACAAUGAUAUUCAAAGCGUGAAGGUUCAGAAGAAUAACAGAUUCUUGAUCACAGUCAAUGUUCUUGGGAGCGCAGGACCAUUGAGGUUUGUGGUGUAUGAGAAUGAUCUUGUCGCUGGCGUCAUUGACACUUCUCUAAAGACCUAUGCCCGUGAAGGCCGGCUUCCGGUUCUUGGUUCCGAUGUCAAUGAUUUCGUUCUGUAUUGCUCCGAUGCGGGAUUCGAUGCUUUAAAUCCGUGGGAAUCGGUAGGAUCCCGAGGGGGGAGGAACUUUGUGCUGUGCAAGAAGCAGAGGCAGCCACAGAUGACCGAAGGGAGGUCGGAGAUGAUAGCUAAAAAGCGAACUAGCAGCUGGAAAGCAUGGCUUAACAAGCCCUUUGGCAGGAAUAUAUUGUCUCAUUAAGCCUCUACGUUUUGUCAUAAUCGGAGGAUCUACUCUCUUACGAGGUCCAUGCAUGGAGAAUACUAUAUGCCCUUCAGCCUUAAGCAGCGGCCCAGCUUCAAGUCUCACAAGUCCAAGUCGCUCAUGUUUUUUCUUGUAAAGUCUCCGUGGUAGUCGAAUCUGAGCCCUGCCCACUACAACUAUACCGGAAGAGGUUCCUGAGUUCGAAUUAGAACAAAGCCUCACCACCUCCAAGUUGAAGGCUUUCCUAACAGAUGAAUGCACCUUUUCUCGUCCCAAAUGGGAUUAGAUAGUCCUUCAGCAUUCUUCGUAACGAACUUGCCAUCCGGUUUAACCCUGUUGAGGGAAAAAUGAGCGUGUUGGCAUAUUCUUGUGAAAACCUGUGUAAAAUAGUGUUGUAACAAGUGUUGUUGCGGAAGGCUUGAAGUGGGCUGG
This is a messenger RNA of Carya illinoinensis, 1311 nucleotides long. RefSeq lists its product as uncharacterized. The record is from RefSeq and is a predicted model, not a curated record. The coding region runs from base 421 to 876 and encodes 151 amino acids. The transcript has 3 exons. Lineage: Eukaryota; Viridiplantae; Streptophyta; Magnoliopsida; Fagales; Juglandaceae.